Messenger RNA from Rotaria socialis, 1305 nucleotides. NCBI's taxonomy places the organism in Eukaryota, Metazoa, Rotifera, Eurotatoria, Philodinida, Philodinidae. The record is from the annotation of a GenBank genome assembly.
AUGAAUUUUACUGAUUUUGAACAAUAUUUUUAUCGUGAUCCAAUAGUUGAAUCGAUUACAACAGGUGGAAAUUUUCAAUUACUUGAUAUAACCGAUGACGAGAAAAAACAAACAGAAGAAUUUAUUCAUAAAAAUGGUGUUAAUGGCUUAGAUAAUUAUCUUUCUCAGCGAUUGAAUGCAUGGAAACAACAUCCAUUAGAUAUUGCAGUUGUUGGUUCAAGUGGUGUUGGUAAAUCGACGUUUAUUAAUUGUCUUCGUGGCGUUGAAGCUGAAGCUGAAGGUGCUGCAGAUGUAGGUGUUGUAGAAACAACCAAUGAACCAACUCCAUAUGAACAUCCAGAUUUUUCAAAUUUGAAAAUAUGGGAUUUACCAGGUGUUGGAACACCAAAUUAUCUUCAUGCAUCAUAUUUAGAAAAAGUUCAGUUCCAACGUUAUGACUUUUUUCUGAUACUUUGUCGAACGCGUUUUACUGAAAAUGAUCUAUGGCUUGCAUCAGAAGUUAAAAAGAAUAAUAAAAGAUUUUUAUUUAUUCGCACCAAUGUUGAUACUGAUUUAUACAAUGAAUACGAAGAUCAUCCAAGUACAUUUAAUGAAGACGAAGUUCUAGAACGUAUACGAAAUAAUUGCCUUGAAUAUAUUCGUACUGUUGAUUCCGAUGCUGAAGUAUUUCUUAUAUCUGGCCAUUUAAAAUAUCGUGUGCGUUUUGAUUUUGGAAAAUUAAAUGAAACAUUACUACGCGAUUAUCCAUCAUUGAAACGUGAAUCCAUGAUAUUGUCAAUGUCAGUUAUGUGUAAAGAAGUUCUAGUAUCGAAAGUUGCUGCGCUUCAUCGUCGCAUAUGGUUUGUUGCAGGAGCAUCAGCAGCUGUUGCUGCCAUACCAGUGCCGUUUCUUUCACUUGGUUUUGAUGCAACAUUAGUCAUGAGUGAAGCUGAAUUUUAUAGAAAACAACUUGGAUUAGAUCAAUCUAAUUUACAGAAACUAUCAAAUGUCUAUCAAAUACCGAUGGACAAAAUCGAAAAAGAAUUAAAUGAAAUAUUUCCAUUACAACAUUUAAAUGCUUUGAGAGCAUUUGUUUUAGAGUUUGCAAAAAAACAAGCAGUUGGAACAACAACUGAAGAAUUUGCUCGAUUUGUACCAUAUGUUGGCACGGCCAUUGCAUCUACAUUAUCUUUCGGAGUUUGUUACAUAGUUUUGUAUAAGAUUUUACUCCGAAUGGAAAGAGCAUCAUUGAAGAUUGUCGAUGUUGUUAUUCAUGCUUCGAAUCGAAUGAUUCGAGAAGAACAGCAAAGACAACAGUUAAUCUAA